Messenger RNA from Paraphaeosphaeria sporulosa, 2319 nucleotides. RefSeq lists its product as uncharacterized. Gene Ontology annotation, molecular function: RNA polymerase II complex binding; mRNA binding. The transcript is spliced from 5 exons. Lineage: Eukaryota; Fungi; Ascomycota; Dothideomycetes; Pleosporales; Didymosphaeriaceae. Gene Ontology annotation, cellular component: mRNA cleavage factor complex; cytoplasm. Bases 181 to 2271 code for a protein of 696 amino acids. The record is from RefSeq and is a predicted model, not a curated record. Gene Ontology annotation, biological process: termination of RNA polymerase II transcription.
ACAUCACUUUGUCUUAGUGUGUUCGAGAGCGAGGAAACACUUCGUCCCUCUAAUUGACCCGAAGCACCUGUCCGGACCGCCGACGUUCGAUCGAGCAACUCAUUCUCAUCUCACGCACCACUAUUCCCUCUAACCAAAGUGCCCUUUUCUUACUCUGUCUUCCACACCAAUCUGCCCAAAAUGUCUUCCAUCUCCGACGAGGUCGCCGCCGACUUCAAGGACGCCCUGCAAGACCUGAAAGUCAAUAGUAGACCAGAGAUUAGCAAUCUAACCCUCAUCGCGAAAGAGAACACAGAGCAUGCACAGGCGAUAUCGACCGUACUAGAGAACCACAUCCGAACCGCUCGUCCGGAAUGGAGGCUCCCUUCACUUUAUGUACUUGACUCCAUCGUCAAAAACAUCGGUACUCCCUAUACUGUUUACCUUGGCCGCGGUCUAUAUAAGACAUUCAUGGAAGCAUACUCGAAAGUGGACCAACCCACCCGAAAGGCAAUGGAAGGCUUAUUGCGAACCUGGAAGCAGCCAGUCCCCGAAUCGAUGGAUUCCCGUCCAGUCUUUCCUCUUGAGAUGACUAGUGAUAUAGAAAACGCGCUUAAUAAGAUGCGUUCUGUUCAGGCUCAAAUGCAGUCUCAGCGCCAGGUGCAUGCCCUGCCAGCGAGGCCUGUCAUUGCUGCCGCCUGGAGGAACACACCCACGCCUCCACAAAACGGCGCUCAAUUUGUCGCUCCAGUUGACCCUCGAGCUCGACAGUUCCCUGGGCAACAAUUUGGGCAGCUCCCGCAACCCACGCCAACGCCAGAUCAAUUCAGUCAGCCUAUGGGCUCUGUUGAUUUGAACGAAUUGAAAGAAGAGGUCGGCAAGCUCAUCGCUACUACUCAGCAAGCAUUUGCACUCAAUUUUAGUGACCCUAGCUUGCAACAGAAGCUCAACGCACUACUUCAACUUAAGAAGAUGUUGGAUACACAGACUCUGCCACCACAGCAACUCGAGGCUGUUCGCAAUCAGAUUCGAGCGCUGGCCCCGCCACCUGCACCUACGCCAGUGCAAAUGCCGGCCUUCAUCCCUCCACCGAUUGUCCAUACGCCGCAGCAACCGCCAACACCUACUUUUCAGCCUCCUGCAACUGCUGCACCCGUGAACCUUGCGCAGAUGCUUGCAAAUUUCCAAUCUCCUCCUGCCGUUAUGAACCCGUCUCCCGCUCCCGCACCUGCGGCGCCUAACCUGGCAGACUUGAUCGCACGCAUGACGACUCCACAGUCUUCCACGCCAAAUCCUGCGCCGUUUUACCCUUCACCGUUUCCCGGGCCUUCAGGGUCGACUCCUGUUCCUGCACACCCUAUCCCAGCAUCAGCACCUGCACCUGCAGCUACUCCGGUUCCCGCACCUCCAACCAACCUCGCACAACUUCUGGCUAGCUUUAACAAACCGUCUGCAGCAGCUGCAGCAGCCCCGACCCCACCUCCGUUUAAUCCGGCUCUCCCUCCCCAAAUUCCGAAUCUCAGCCAAUUGCUGGCGCAGGCGCAGCCUGCUGGUGCGGCACCGCCACCGCCUAACAAUGCAUCGUGGCUUUUGAAUGCUCUGAGCGGACUGCCUAAUGCUGGAACGCCUUCGAACCCCACGCCUCUCGGCUCUGAACCCAUGACACGACAAUCUUCUGCGCCAGUCAAUGUGCAUAACGAUGUUGAACUAACGACUGCAUCCAUGAAGCAACCACGUCCACAUCUCAUCUCCCGAUUAUACGAUGCAAAGCCCAACAUCUGCACUACGUGCGGGCGACGAUUUGAUGCGACGUCACAGGGUAGAGAGAAGAAGGCCCGUCACAUGGACUGGCACUUCAAGAUGAAGGACCCUGAUGCUGCUAAGCGUGGCGUCCACCGUAGCUGGUACUUCACUGAGAGGGAGUGGAUCGAGUAUCGCGAGGUCGAUGAGACAGCUCCUGAGGACACGACUAACGGCCCCUCGGGGGCAGCUGGAAGGGUCAAGAAGCAGGCGAAGGACCGAUACGUUCUAGUCCCACAAGACGUCACGCUCGCCCACGCGCCGUGCCCGAUUUGUCAGGAGAACUUUGAGCCCCAAUGGUCCAAGGAUGCUAACGAUUUCGUAUGGAUGGACGCGGUAAAGGUCGGCGGCAAGAUAUACCAUGCGACGUGCUGGGAGGAGUACAGCAAGGGUGCUGGCAUUGCUACGCCGAGCACCCCGGACUCCGUGCUUGGAAAGCGCACGGCUGAAACAGGUACGCCUGCGUCCGGGAAGAAGCUGCGCGCUUUUUGAGCGAUGCGGCUGGUAUUGCUGGCACGUUCUUGUCUUUGGGCGGAUACU